Colius striatus (speckled mousebird) is the source of this 315-nucleotide messenger RNA. Its product is annotated as gallinacin-11. Gene Ontology annotation, biological process: defense response to Gram-negative bacterium; innate immune response in mucosa; defense response to Gram-positive bacterium. The transcript has 3 exons. Lineage: Eukaryota; Metazoa; Chordata; Aves; Coliiformes; Coliidae. Bases 1 to 315 code for a protein of 104 amino acids. Gene Ontology annotation, molecular function: CCR6 chemokine receptor binding. The record is from RefSeq and is a predicted model, not a curated record.
AUGAAGCUCUUCUACUGUCUCAUAGCUCCUCUCCUUUUCCUCCUCCAGGCUGUUCCAGGUCUCGGCUUGCCCAAAGACACCUCGCAUUGUCUUGGAUAUGAAGGUUUCUGCUUCCGUUCAAAAUCCUGCCCAGAGCCAUUUGCUGCAUUUGGAACUUGUGCUUGGGGUCAGAAAACCUGCUGCAUAGACACAACAUCAAACUACCAUAGUUGUGAAGACAAGGAGGGUCAUUGCGUGCCUCCAGAAAUCAAAUGUCUGCAAGAACAAGUGGGGCUCUGCCCUCACAGAGAAUGGAAGUGCUGCACAGAAGUGUAA